Messenger RNA from Galleria mellonella (greater wax moth), 1181 nucleotides. RefSeq names its product rhodanese domain-containing protein CG4456-like. Gene Ontology annotation, molecular function: thiosulfate-cyanide sulfurtransferase activity. NCBI's taxonomy places the organism in Eukaryota, Metazoa, Arthropoda, Insecta, Lepidoptera, Pyralidae. The transcript has 6 exons. Gene Ontology annotation, cellular component: mitochondrion. The coding region runs from base 612 to 1109 and encodes 165 amino acids. The record is from RefSeq and is a predicted model, not a curated record.
CUUUCAAUUGUUACACAUUUUUCAAUUAACUUCGUCAAUUAUUUUUUAUUUCGUAUUGUUGAAUAAUAUAUAUCUUGCGUCAUUCUUUAUUGUAAUUAUUUAUAUAGUCUUUAUUAAUAUUUAAAAUUCGGAGAUGCCCGACUAGUUUCGAACUCAAUAGGAACCCUUAUUCAAUAGGAGUGUACACAAUACCGUGCAGCUUAAGUUAUAUUACGGAAAAGGGCAUAAGAAUUGCCAAGACAAUAAAGCCAUGGCAGAACAUAUCUACAACACAAAUUCAGACCAUUACAUUCGUCUUGCUAAGACCAUAUCCUGUUAGUAACCCCAUCUGCGGUAUGAAAUGAUAACACACAGCAAGAAAUAGCUUGCUGGUUGGGCAGUGCCACUUGCGACACACCCUUGAAUAAUAUAAAUAAGGCUUCUUAUUGAGAUCAAAACUAAUUUGGCAUUCCCAAAUUUAAAAUCUGAGUAAAGCAAUUUAAUAGUGUCAGUGCUUUGUUAUUUUUACAUUAAUUGUCAAAAACUUACUUCAUUGUAAUAUAUAAGAAAUACACCCCAAAUUUGUAUUAGUUAAAGUCAAAAAUUAAAUUUCAUAAACUUUCAUCAAGGCAAUGUUAUCUCGUGUUGCAGUUUUACAAAAAUUGUUACAACCAGAAACACAAUAUCUUCACAGAAAUAUUUUAUUAAAAGUGAAGACGAAGCAUAUAACAUUAAGUUUCACAAGAUAUCUUACGAAUAAUAAGGAAUAUAAAAAAAUGGUGGAUCCAAAACGGGUGGUUAGCUAUGAGGACAUGCUGAAGGUGAUUCACCAGCCAGAGAAAGUAAUCAUUGAUGUGAGAAAUCCAGAUGAAGUCACUAACACUGGCAAGAUUCCUUCUAGCAUCAAUAUACCAUUGAGUACUGUUCAUGAUGUAUUGACUUCUAUGUCUGAUGAAGAAUUUAAAAGGCAGUAUCAGAGAGGCAAACCAUCCUCAUCAGAUGAACUCAUAUUUUAUUGUCAAUCUGGAAGACGUUCUAGUGAAGCUCUGGAUAAGGCUUUAAAACUAGGAUAUUCCAAUUCUAAGACCUAUCUUGGAAGUUGGAAUGACUGGUCUAGUAAACAAAAAUAAGACACUAAAUUAUAUUUACACAUACAUUUGCUGUAAUUUUAUCAUGAUAAUGCAAUAAAAUAUAAUGGUUUA